This is a messenger RNA of Vitis riparia (riverbank grape), 1583 nucleotides long. Its product is annotated as probable xyloglucan endotransglucosylase/hydrolase protein 28. NCBI's taxonomy places the organism in Eukaryota, Viridiplantae, Streptophyta, Magnoliopsida, Vitales, Vitaceae. Gene Ontology annotation, molecular function: hydrolase activity, hydrolyzing O-glycosyl compounds; xyloglucan:xyloglucosyl transferase activity. The record is from RefSeq and is a predicted model, not a curated record. Gene Ontology annotation, biological process: xyloglucan metabolic process; cell wall biogenesis. The transcript is spliced from 4 exons. Gene Ontology annotation, cellular component: cell wall; apoplast. The coding region runs from base 204 to 1202 and encodes 332 amino acids.
UUCUCAUUAGCCAUUUUGUUCAGUAUCUCUCUGUUUAUUUAUCUCCCCUGUGCUGUAGAGCUUCUAGAUAUCCCUCUGCUUCUUCAGCACUCUAUUUUUUUUUUUUUCACCUUUUUAUCAUAUACGGGAGAAAAAAAGAAGAAGAAGAAAACCCAUUCAAACAAACAGAGAAAGCAUACAUUUUUCACCACUUUACACACAAAAUGGUGGAUUCUUGCCUGCUGUUGUUGCUGAUUUGCUCUGUUCUUGGUCUUGUUUCUGGGUCUUCUAAAGAGCUCCCAAUCAUAUCGUUUGAUGAAGGGUACUCUCCGCUAUUCGGAGAUGCUAAUCUUGCCAUUCUGAAGGAUGGUAAAACGGUUCACAUGUCUCUAGAUGAACGAACAGGUUCCGGUUUCAUCUCUCAGGACCUUUACCUCCAUGGAUUCUUCAGCGCUUCGAUCAAGUUGCCUGCAGAUUAUACAGCAGGAGUUGUCGUCGCGUUUUAUAUGUCAAAUGCAGAUAUGUUCGAGGCAAACCAUGAUGAACUAGACUUUGAGUUCUUGGGUAACAUUAGAGGCAAGGAUUGGAGGAUUCAGACCAAUGUUUAUGGCAAUGGAAGCACCAACGUGGGAAGGGAAGAGAGAUACCACCUCUGGUUCGAUCCUUCUGAAGAUUUCCAUCAGUACAGUAUUCUCUGGAGUGAUAAUCUGAUCAUAUUUUACGUGGACAAUGUUCCUAUCAGAGAGAUAAAGAGGACUGAAGCAAUGGGCGGGGACUUCCCCUCCAAGCCAAUGUCUUUAUAUGCCACUAUAUGGGAUGGGUCGGAGUGGGCUACCAAUGGAGGCAGAUACAGAGUGAAUUACAAAUAUGCUCCUUAUGUGGCAGAAUUUUCUAACCUGGUUCUACGUGGCUGUGCUGUUGACCCAAUUGAGAAGUCACCGAAGUGUGACAAUGGUCCUACUUCUAAAGCAAGUAUCCCCACAGGCAUCAUGCCAGAGCAGAGGAGCAAGAUGGAGAAGUUCAGGAAGACACACAUGACAUAUUCCUAUUGCUAUGAUCGUGUUCGAUACACAGUCCCUCCGUCUGAGUGCGUGGUUAAUACCCAGGAAGCAGAGCGUCUGCGAAGGUUCGACCCAGUCACAUUUGGAGGGCGGCGCCACCACCACCAUGGGAAGCGGCACCAGAGGAACCGAUCAAGCCAAGGCGAGGCUACUACCAUUUAAGAGGCUACCACCAUGGGGGCUGUCAUUUGCAUAAAUUGUCAUAUGGUUAUUGUCAUUGAUUUUCUGUUUGAUUUAGUUGGGUCAGUUUUUUUUUUUUAAUUUUUUCUUUCUGUGAAUAGAGAGAGAGAGAGAGAGAGAGAGGAGGGGGGGAAGAGCACAGAUUUAUUGAAGGGAUAAUGGGGUUUUUAUAUGGGGUACAGUGUUGGGUAUGUAUAUAUUUCAUACCUUUAGAUUCCAGCCAUUCUAUCAUUAUUGAUGUUUGUCACUGGCUUUAUAAAUUGAAUUUGAUGAUGAUUUAUGUACUUGGCACAAAUCCCCCCUCAUGCUUUCAAUAAACAUUUGGCAUAUUGAGUUGCUAUAAAAGCAUCCAUGUUUUAUCUA